Humulus lupulus (European hop) is the source of this 1422-nucleotide messenger RNA. RefSeq lists its product as uncharacterized. Gene Ontology annotation, cellular component: endoplasmic reticulum. The record is from RefSeq and is a predicted model, not a curated record. The transcript has a single exon. Bases 197 to 1312 code for a protein of 371 amino acids. NCBI's taxonomy places the organism in Eukaryota, Viridiplantae, Streptophyta, Magnoliopsida, Rosales, Cannabaceae.
CAAAUGUGAGACCUAAAACGUUAUUUAUUUUAAUUUUUCCAAUAAUAAUUGUUUGACAAGAAAACGUUUCAGUGAAUCCUUUGACAAGAAAACAAACUUACGAGAAAAACUUUAUAAGUUCUCUCUGAGUCGCUGAAAUCUAAAGUUCAAUUAAACACAGCAACUAAAUCAACCAAUCAAGCUAUCCUCAAUCACCAUGGCUCCAUCUCUACAAUCCACCCCUUCACUGCUCACCUUCACCCUCGUUCUCGUUCUAAUCUUAUUGGGCCAGGGCCCAACCCAAACUCAAGCCCGAAAGCCCCAUAUCAUCAAUUUCCGAUCCCCAAAUCUCUACCCGGAAGGAAUCACGUGGGACCCAUCGGCACAGCACUUCAUCGUCGGUUCCGCACGUGACCGAACCCUUGUAUCGGUAUCCGAUGCCGGCGUCGCCGAAACUCUAAUUUCCGAUACCGAUUUACCCGAGAACGUCACCAUCCUUGGCCUCGCCAUCGACACCGUCAACAAUCGCCUCCUAGCCGCCAUCCACGCUGUUGAACCGCUCCCUCACUUCGACGCUCUCGCCGCCUACGACCUUCGUACGCGCCGCCGAGUUUUCCUCUCUACCCUUCCCACCGAAGGAGAUGAUGUCACGCGCCAGACUGCAAACGCCGUUGCGGUUGACUUUAAGGGCAACGCUUACGUUACCAACUCCAUCGGGAACUAUAUUUGGAAGGUUAACGAUCGAGGAGAAGCCUCAAUUUUUUCCAAGUCGCCGGUCUUCAGUGCUACUCCUGUUGACCGGGAAUUACCGUUCAGCUUCUGCGGCUUAAACGGCAUCGUUUACUCGAGCAAGGGUUACCUGUUGGUGGUUCAGAGCAACACCGGAAAAAUGUUCAAAGUUAACGAGGAAGAUGGUAAGGCCAGGUUGGUCCUGCUAAAUGAAGACAUGCCUAUGGCCGAUGGAAUGGCUAUCCGGAGAGACGGCGUCGUUUUGGUGAACUCGCCGAAGAAGGUUUGGAUGUUGAAAAGCCAAGACAGUUGGGGAGAAGGAGUGGUGUAUGACAAAAUUGACCUUGAUGAGGAGCGGUUUCCCACUUCGUUGACUGUGGGGAAUGAUGGGAGGGUAUAUGCGGUAUAUGGACAUGUGUUGGAGGCUUUCUUGGGAAAUUGGGGCAGGGAUAAUUUUGGAAUAGAGGAAAUUAUGUCAGUGAAGGAGAAUGUAGAAGAUAGUGUUUGGAUAUUUGUGUUAGUUGGGUUGGGUUUGGCUUAUUUCAUGUUUUGGAGAUUCCAGAUGCGCCAACUUAUCACCAAUGUUGACAAGAAGACUAACUGAUAUGUUUCUCCUUUCCUUCUUUAUUAUGCCACUUUUGGUUUUAUGCAAUAUGAUUAGUUUUUAUUUACGAAAGACAUUUAUAUUGGAAUUUCAAAUAUUGCACUUCUUUA